GCAGUACACUGCUGCUUUACUGUUCUUUAACUCUUUCCUCCAGCUAUUCUGUCAACUUUUUUACACAUUUUCUGAAGCAAAGCAUCACAAAUAUGGCCCACAGCCAACAAACUUCACAUUAUUCAAUUCUUAUGAACCCUAAUUCACCAAAUCUUGAACCCCUAUACCCGCGUCACUGUCAACGUUUGGUUUUAAUAAAUGGUGAUGUUGUAACUUAUAUUAUCUCAAAUUGGCCGUUCGUAACUCAUUAAACGUCCUUUUAUCUUUGUCUUUUUACCAUUCUUUCAUCUAAAUUUGUAAAUUUGUAUCUUAAAUGAUUCUGGGCAUGUGUUAACAGAGAGAACUUGAGGAUUACUACAAGCAUUUGAGAUGGGUUCUUUGGUAUUUCACUUUGUGGUUAGCUUGCUAUUUUGCAGCUUCAUUUUUGUGUAUGCAGAGGAUUUGAAGACUGCAUAUUUAAAUGUUGUUAACACUGUAUUUAUUGAUGGGAAGAGUCCCAUUGGGAGGACAGACAGUGAUUUUAUAUGUGCAACCAUGGACUGGUGGCCGCCGGAGAAGUGUGACUAUGGGACUUGUAGCUGGGACCAUUCGUCUAUGCUUAAUUUGGAUCUUAGCAAUAUUGUUUUCCUGAAUGCAAUAAAAGCUUUUUCGCCACUAAAGAUCAGAUUGGGUGGCACUUUGCAAGAUAAAGUAAUCUAUCAAACUGAAGACCAUUUGCAACCCUGCGUUCAAUUUGCUAAAAACACGUCGGAGUUGUUUGGUUUCACCGAGGGAUGCCUUCCCUUGUCCAGAUGGGAUGAAUUAAAUUCCUUCUUUAAUAAAUCUGGGGCUUUAAUUGUUUUUGGAUUAAAUGCACUGAAUGGAAGAUCCAUACAGUCGGAUAAUUCUGCCGUGGGAGCUUGGAGUUCCACAAAUGCUGCUUCUCUUAUUCGUUACACUGUCAAAAAGGGUUAUAGCAUUUAUGGUUGGGAACUUGGGAAUGAACUGAGUGGAGAUGGGGUAGGGGUACGAGUAGCAGCAGAUCAAUAUGCAUCGGAUACAAUCGUCUUGCACGACCUAAUACAAGACAUUUACAAAGGAGUUGAUGUCAAACCGAGAAUCAUAGCACCAGGAGGAUUCUAUGAACUGAACUGGUUCAAAAAAUUCAUAGAUAAAGCCGAGGGAUCACUGAAUGUGGUCACUCAUCACAUAUAUAAUCUUGGCCCAGGAGUCGAUGAGCACCUUAUCGAAAAGAUUCUUGAUCCAUCUUAUCUUGAUGGUGAGGCUGAUACAUUUAGGGGCCUCAAGAACAUCCUCAGGAGUUCUGCAUCUUCAGCAGUUGCAUGGGUUGGUGAGUCGGGAGGGGCUUACAACAGUGGCCGCAAUCAUGUCACAAAUGCAUUUGUGUUCAGUUUCUGGUAUCUGGAUCAACUCGGGAUGUCAUCAACUUUUGAUACAAAAACAUAUUGCAGACAAACUUUAAUUGGUGGCAACUAUGGAUUACUUAAUACCACGACCUUUGUUCCAAAUCCAGAUUACUACAGUGCUCUUCUUUGGCACCGAUUAAUGGGGAGAUCUGUUCUGUCAACAAAUUUUUCUGGGACGAAGAAGAUUCGUGCUUAUGCUCAUUGUGCGAAGCAAUCCCAAGGUAUCACUUUAUUGCUGAUAAAUCUAGAUGGCAAAAAUACUGUAGAUGCAAAAGUCGACUUUAAUGGAACUCUAUUGCACCGGCACAAGCAUGGACAUCAUGGGCAUAGAUCGAAAGUGAUUAAGAUGCCUCGGGCAAAUGAAGCUCGCAAAACAAGAGAAGAAUACCACCUAACUGCAAUGGAUGGAAACAUACAAAGCCAGACUAUGCUGCUGAAUGGCAAGGCAUUAACCUUAGAUUCAUCUGGGGCUAUACCUCCUUUGGAACCUAUUACAGUAACUUCAUCUGAACUUGUAAAAGUUGCUCCUUUCUCCAUCGUAUUUGUUCAUAUGCCAUAUGUUGCUCUCCCAGCUUGCAAAUAAGUGGAGGAAAACGAGCACUUAAGUCGUCCUGUGUAUUUUUUUCACCCCAUUUUGGUGGUUGAGCUAAUAAGAAUUAGCACGUGUGUUUUUAUUAGAAAUUAAAGAACAAAGUGAUUCUAUGACUAUUACAUGUAAAAAUGGAUGGAUGCUAGUUUCUAGAGGGUGAAUUGAUCACAUUUUUAAA
Molecule: messenger RNA, 2173 nt
Organism: Olea europaea var. sylvestris
Lineage: Eukaryota; Viridiplantae; Streptophyta; Magnoliopsida; Lamiales; Oleaceae
Product: heparanase-like protein 3
Exons: 9
Coding region: 370-1989 (539 amino acids)
Cellular component (GO): membrane; plant-type cell wall
Molecular function (GO): beta-glucuronidase activity
Source: RefSeq, a predicted model, not a curated record